UUUCUUUAUAAACAAUGUGGCCAUGCAAGAUCUCAUCUGCCAUACCAUAACUAUACCAUCAUAUCAUGUGCCAUUUUACAGUUCUGCCCCUCACGCCUUUAACAAAAUCCUCUUCUUCUUCUUCUUCUUCAACUCACUCGUUAAUGGAGAAAUCUACAGUUCUUUUCUGAUUUAAGUUUCCAGAAACAGUUUCUUUCCUUUUCAGAGUUGAAUUUCAAACCCAUUUGUUCUCUCUCUCUCAUUUCUUCCGAUCCACUCCUUCAUUCACUUCCGAUUGCUUCGUUUGUUCGCCUUUCGCCGUCGCUUCGAAGAAAACCCCUCACUCUUCUUUUGUUUUAUUCUUCUUCUUUUGCCACUGGCGACUCUUCCUCCACCACGCGGCUAUGGAUUUUCGGAGUUCUCAAUUCAGGAUUCUCGGCGUUCUGGUUUUGGGGAUUUUGGUGUUCGAUGGAUUUGGAUUUGGAUCCGACGCUCAGCUUUUGCCCGAAACUGAAGUGAAAGUCCUUCAAACAAUAUCUUCAAAACUAAAGAACAUAAACUGGAAUGUUACUCGGAGUUCUUGCAUUCAAGGCGAAGGCUUUUCCAAUGGACCGCCGGGAAACCAAAUCUUGAGGAAUGUCUCAUGCAAUUGUACUUCCACUGUUUGCCAUGUGACAAUCAUCAUACUUAAGGGGCUCGAUCUAGCAGGAACUUUUCCAGCUGAAUUUGGUAAUCUCACUCAUCUUCAGGAACUUGAUCUUAGUCGCAACUAUAUUAAUGGCCAGCUACCCACAAGUCUUGCCAGUGCUCCUCUCGUCAAACUUUCUCUCUUAGGAAACAGGCUAAGCGGUUCAAUUCCCAAGGAAAUUGGUGACAUUGGCACCCUUGAAGAGCUGGUCUUGGAAGACAACCAGCUUACUGGAAGUCUACCUCCCAGCCUUGGAAAUCUGAACCGCUUGCUUAGACUGCUUCUUUCUGCAAACAAUUUCACAGGAAAAAUACCAGACUCAUUCGGAAAAUUGAAGAACUUGGUUGAUUUAAGGAUAGAUGGGAGCGGACUGUCUGGGAAGAUUCCUGAAUUCAUUGGGAAUUGGAUCAACCUUAAGAGACUGGAUAUUCAAGGAACAUUGAUGGAAAAUCCUAUUCCUUCUACAAUAUCUCAAUUGAAAAACCUAACUCAGCUGAGGAUAUCUGAUUUGAAGGGAUCAUUUAUAAGUUUCCCCAAUUUGACAGACAUGAUAAAUAUGGAAGAACUGGUCCUGAGGAACUGUUUAAUCAAUGGUUCAAUCCCCGAGUAUAUCGGAGUAAUGAAUAAAUUAUCAACUCUAGAUCUUAGCUUCAACCAUUUAACUGGUCCAAUUCCUGAGACAUUUCAGAAUCUGAUGAAGAAGAAGAUAGACUUCAUGUUCCUGACAAACAACUCACUGAGUGGUGAAGUUCCAGACUGGGUCUUGAAUAGCAAAAAGUUCCUAGAUUUGUCUUACAACAAUUUUACAGGGUCAAAUCUAGCUAGUUGCCAACAAUCAUCUGUGAACAUGAUAGCCAGUUACGCACCUGCAGCAAAUCAACAAGUUCCUUGGUGCCUCAAGAAGGAACUUCCAUGCUCAGGAAAAGCUGAACAUCAUUCCUUGUUUAUUAACUGUGGAGGAACCAGAUUGGAGGCUGAUGGGCAUGAUUAUGAAGAGGACUUAACUAAAGAUGGCAAGGCAAGCUUCAUUUCUAUUUCAGAAAGAUGGGCUUAUAGCAGUACAGGAGUUUUUCUGGGUGAUGAAAAUGCUGAUUACUUGGCUGCAAAUAAGUUUGGCCUGAAUGUGAGUGGUCCGGACUAUUAUCAAAGUGCCCGACUUUCCCCUAUCUCUCUCAAAUAUUACGGUCUUUGCUUGCGGAGCGGGAGCUACAAUGUGAAGCUCCACUUUGCUGAAAUUAUGUACUCUAAUGAUCAAAAGUUUAACAGCCUGGGAAAGCGUAUAUUUGAUAUAUCAAUUCAAGGAAAACUAGUUAAGAAGGAUUUCAAUAUCGCGGCGGCCGCUGGGGGUGUUGGUAAGAACUUCACGUUGGAAGACAAAAAUGUUAUUGUCAAUGGCAGCACUCUUGAGAUUCACCUAUAUUGGGCUGGUAAAGGAACCACAGCUGUGCCUGACAGAGGAGUUUAUGGGCCUCUUAUUUCUGCUAUCACAGUUACACCAAACUUCAAAGUCGAUGAGGGAGGACUGUCCGCUGGAGCACUAGCUGGAAUCAUAAUUUCGUCAUGCGCAAUAGUCAUACUAGUUCUUGUAGCGCUUUGGAUCUACAUUUGUAAGAAGGACGUCCCAGAUAACGAACUUUCUGGUGUGGAUUUACAGACGGGCCAUUUUACUUUGAAACAAAUUAAAGUUGCCACCAAUAACUUUGAUCCUACAAGUAAAAUAGGUGAAGGUGGAUUUGGACCAGUCUACAAGGGUGUAUUGUCAGAUGGGGCUUUGAUUGCUGUGAAGCAACUCUCUUCAAAAUCAAAGCAAGGGAGCCGUGAGUUUGUCACUGAGAUUGGCAUGAUCUCUGCAUUGCAACACCCAAACCUUGUUAAGCUUUAUGGCUGCUGUGUUGAGGGAAAUCAAUUGUUGCUUAUAUAUGAAUACAUGGAAAACAAUAGUCUUGCCCGUGCGCUUUUCGGUCGCGAGGAACAAAGGCUACAUCUUGACUGGCCAACAAGGAAGAAGAUAUGCUUGGAGAUAGCUAGGGGAUUGGCUUACCUUCACGAAGAAUCGAGGUUGAAAAUUGUUCAUAGAGACAUAAAGGCCACGAAUGUGCUGCUUGAUAAAGAUCUUAAUGCCAAGAUUUCUGACUUCGGUUUGGCUAAGCUUGAUGAAGAGGAGAACACCCACAUAAGCACCCGAAUUGCUGGAACCAUAGGUUAUAUGGCACCUGAGUAUGCAAUGAGAGGAUACUUGACUGAUAAGGCAGAUGUCUACAGCUUUGGAAUAGUUGCCUUGGAGAUAGUUAGUGGAAAAAGUAACACAAAUUACAGGCCAAAGGAAGAUUUUGUCUAUCUUCUUGAUUGGGCAUAUGUGCUAGAAGAGCAGGGAAACCUCCUAGAACUCGUAGAUCCUGACCUUGGUUCAAAUUACUCAUCAGAAGAAGCAAUGAGGAUGUUGAACAUAGCUCUCUUAUGCACCAACCCAUCUCCCACUCUCAGACCAACCAUGUCUUCUGUGGUGAGUAUGCUUGAAGGUAAGAUUGCAGUCCAAGCCCCACUCAUCAAGCGCACUUCAUUGGGCCAGGAUCCGAGGUUUAAAGCCUUUGAGAAACUCUCGCAAGACAGCAGAUCGCAGUUUUCAAGCUCGACAGUUUCACGAGAUGCUGAGGCUCAAAGAAGCAUGUUGAUGGACGGGCCGUGUACCGAUUCCUCAGCAUCAGCAUCCUUCCAGAGCAAUGGCAAGAAUCUCUACCAUUCUGCAACGAGCGAUCCCCUCGAGAAUCAACCCUCAGCUAAGUAGUUCAUCAAAACAACACAGUUAACUUAUGUUUUCUUAUUCUUUGCAGGCUCUGUCAUUUGAUUCUUUGUACAAAUGAAUGCAAAAAACUCUCUGAAAUUGCUUCUUUUUGGCAACAAACUUGUGUGCAUACUGUAUACUAUGUUGGAUUGGAGUUGAGCUGUCUUUAGGUUUGGUAGAACAAAUGAGCUGUAAACAAAUUGAAUUAUAUUGGAAAAUCUGAUUAUUCUAACAUUUAUUUUUUGUUCUU
Messenger RNA from Momordica charantia (bitter melon), 3699 nucleotides. RefSeq names its product putative LRR receptor-like serine/threonine-protein kinase At1g53440. Lineage: Eukaryota; Viridiplantae; Streptophyta; Magnoliopsida; Cucurbitales; Cucurbitaceae. Gene Ontology annotation, molecular function: ATP binding; protein kinase activity; protein binding. Gene Ontology annotation, biological process: protein phosphorylation. The record is from RefSeq and is a predicted model, not a curated record.